UGCAUUUCCUGCGGACCUAGGAACCGAGGCCACUGCUUCGGCCCCAACAUCUGUUGCGGAGAAGAGCUCGGUUGCUUCUUUGGCACAGCAGAAACCUUGCGCUGCCAAGAAGAAAAUUUUCUCCCGACCCCUUGCGAGUCUGGAAGGAAACCAUGCGGGGGCAACGGAGGAAUGUGUGCUGCUUCCGGCAUCUGCUGCAAUCACGACGGUUGCAUGGUUGAUUCCACAUGUGAUCAAGAAUGA
Molecule: messenger RNA, 243 nt
Organism: Notechis scutatus (mainland tiger snake)
Lineage: Eukaryota; Metazoa; Chordata; Lepidosauria; Squamata; Elapidae
Source: RefSeq, a predicted model, not a curated record